Messenger RNA from Lepidothrix coronata (blue-crowned manakin), 2641 nucleotides. RefSeq names its product aldehyde dehydrogenase 1 family member A1 (gene ALDH1A1). The transcript is spliced from 15 exons. Gene Ontology annotation, molecular function: benzaldehyde dehydrogenase (NAD+) activity. The record is from RefSeq and is a predicted model, not a curated record. NCBI's taxonomy places the organism in Eukaryota, Metazoa, Chordata, Aves, Passeriformes, Pipridae. The coding region runs from base 644 to 2611 and encodes 655 amino acids.
UGGGUGCUGAAGUAUUCUCUAACUAGAAGAAAGAAUCUGACAGCACAAUGUUGAAUUGCUUAUAUUGCUUUGAUGAUUUUGCAAGACAUCUUUGCCUUUUGUUGGAAAUGAAGCGCAAAUCUGUUCUCAGGCUCUUCUUCUUCCCUACUUUUCAGCCUUAACCCUAUUUGCAUCUCCUCCCCCUUCUUCCUUUUUUCUUUUCCUUUCUCCAUCCCCUUUAAGUUGUAAUUCAAUCUCUUCCAACUCAUGAUCUCUUUUCUUUUUUUGGCACUCCCUCCACCCUCUCUCUCAUUAGUUUAACUUGAGUUAAUUAGGAAUAGUAGGCAGCCCUCAAUCUGUUAUGUGUUAAAACAGAACAAUCCAAAACAGAGGCACAGACACAGCUACGUGAUUUCAUUGUCUAAGGGAGACAGAAAACCAGUGGGGAUUCUCUUAUCUAGACUAACAUCUUCCCAAUGGUUAAUCUAACUGGCUUUAAAAUCUACCGCAAAUGCAGAUCUGGGAUAACAAUCUUUCCCUGUUUCCUUUUCUUUCCUUUUUUUUUUUUUCAUUUCAUCAUUGGCAAGAAUGAGUGAAUUGGAUUGACAUGGAGGUGAUAGAGGAAGAGAAAUAGUCUACACGUCAAAAUGACAAUGUAUAUUACAUGGUUAACAGAAUGAGUGGUACGUGCAAUGGCUGCGGGUAUUUUCAUCUGCCGUGUUGUACAAUAAUCUCCUUUUUUUUUCCCCUAAGUGUAUCAUCAAGAUCACUCGCAAUUCCAUGCAGAUUAAGUGUUUGCUUGAAGGAUCUCUUUCUAAGAGGAAUAUCAUUUGAUAAAUGUGAAACUGAAACAAGUAUUCACUUGUUGCUAUUACUGAAUUGUGUAUAUAUAGAGGUCAUGCCUGGUAUUCUGACUGUAGUGCUGAUCACAGACCUUAGGGUACAGCGUGCUGAGGAAGUGAAAUAUAACAGAUCUAAGAAAUCAAGUCCUGAUUCUAAAGCUGCCUUCAAGUACGUGAAGAACUCUACAUUAAAUCUGGGCACCUGCCUGCUGAGAGAAAGCAAUUUUACAGGAACAUCCUCAAACUUCUCAACUGAAAACAUGAAGAAGCAAGGUUCAGACAGCAAUUCUACUACAGUUAUGCCAGCUCUGCCAGAACCAAUCAAAGAUCUGAAAAUUAAGUACACCAAGAUAUUUAUAAACAAUGAGUGGCAUGAUUCGAUCAGUGGUAAAAAAUUUGCAGUCUUUAACCCUGCAAAUGAAGAGAAAAUCUGUGAGGUUGAAGAAGGUGACAAGGAGGAUAUAGACAAGGCAGUUAAAGCAGCUAGAAAGGCUUUUGAGCUUGGGUCACCCUGGCGUACAAUGGAUGCUUCGGAGCGAGGAAGGCUCUUGAAUAAACUAGCUGACUUAGUUGAAAGAGAUCGGCUGAUUUUAGCUACAAUGGAAGCCAUUAACGGUGGGAAACUCUUUUCCACUGCCUACCUAAUGGACUUAGGUGCCUGUGUCAAAUCAUUACGCUACUGCGCAGGCUGGGCUGAUAAAAUCCAUGGGCGUACUGUUCCAAUGGAUGGAAACUUUUUUACAUUUACAAGACAUGAACCUAUUGGGGUGUGUGGCCAAAUUAUUCCUUGGAACUUCCCAUUGGUUAUGUUCAUGUGGAAGAUUGCCCCUGCCCUUUGUUGUGGAAACACCGUGGUUGUCAAACCAGCAGAACAAACUCCACUCACUGCCCUUUACAUGGGAGCCUUAAUUAAAGAGGCAGGAUUUCCACCUGGAGUUGUGAACAUCGUGCCAGGCUUUGGACCCACUGCUGGAGCAGCAGUUUCUCACCACAUGGAUAUAGAUAAAGUAGCUUUCACAGGCUCUACAGAGGUUGGCAAACUGAUUAAAGAGGCAGCCGGAAAGAGCAAUCUGAAGAGAGUUACCUUGGAACUUGGAGGAAAAAGUCCUAACAUUAUAUUUGCGGAUGCAGAUUUGGACACCGCGGUGGAAUUUGCGCAUAUUGGUGUGUUCUAUCACCAGGGACAGUGUUGUAUAGCAGGAUCUAGGAUUUUUGUGGAAGAGCCUAUUUAUGAUGAGUUUGUUCGCCGAAGCAUUGAAAGAGCAAAGAAGUAUACUCUUGGGAAUCCUCUGUUGCCUGAUGUACAGCAAGGCCCUCAAAUUGACAAGGAGCAGUAUAAAAAAAUCCUGGAGCUAAUCGAGAGUGGGAAAAAAGAAGGAGCCAAACUGGAAUGUGGGGGAGGUCCAUGGGGAGACAAGGGUUACUUCAUCCAGCCCACAGUUUUUUCUAAUGUUACUGAUGAUAUGCGCAUCGCCAAAGAAGAGAUAUUUGGACCUGUUCAACAAAUCAUGAAGUUUAAAACUAUAGAUGAAGUAAUCAAGAGAGCAAAUAAUACUACCUAUGGUUUAGCAGCAGCAGUUUUUACCAAAGACAUUGAUAAAGCAUUGACGUUUGCAGCUGCUCUUCAGGCUGGAACAGUAUGGGUUAAUUGUUAUAGUGCAGUGUCUGCUCAGUGUCCUUUUGGAGGUUUUAAGAUGUCAGGAAAUGGACGAGAAAUGGGAGAAUAUGGACUCCAUGAAUACACAGAAGUUAAGACUGUCACAAUCAAAAUCCCACAAAAGAACUCGUAAUGCUUCUUGAGGUGCAGAAUCUAACAGUUU